Messenger RNA from Platichthys flesus (European flounder), 3690 nucleotides. It is a transcript of the gene exoc3l1, whose product is annotated as exocyst complex component 3-like 1. The record is from RefSeq and is a predicted model, not a curated record. The transcript is spliced from 15 exons. Gene Ontology annotation, molecular function: SNARE binding. Gene Ontology annotation, biological process: exocytosis; exocyst localization. NCBI's taxonomy places the organism in Eukaryota, Metazoa, Chordata, Actinopteri, Pleuronectiformes, Pleuronectidae. Bases 498 to 2849 code for a protein of 783 amino acids. Gene Ontology annotation, cellular component: exocyst.
CAAUUUUGGGAGUGUGGCUGAUAAGUUGACCUUGUGUGGGGACAGUUCAGUCUAAUCAGUUCAAGUAAUCAGGAAGCUGAGUGACAUGUUGCUCUCCUUUCCAUCUUGUUACCAGGACCCUGAAUGCAGCACGCUCCCUUUACCCUCCCUGUUCCGACCCCUUUCUCCCCUCCCUCCUCCCCCCUCCCUGCCCUCAGGCAUUAUUCUCUUGCCUCUUCAGCCCCCCCUCCCCUCCCCCUCCUCCUGGUUCCCUCCCUUUCCUGCUGGCCUCUCAGCAGAGGAUGUGUUUGGGUGAGAGAUCGGUGUGUGAGGCAGAGAGGGAAAGCUGCCAGUAGAAUGGAUAUGUGCCCUCUCUCCUCCACCCUCUCUUCUCCCCCCUUUCUUCUACCUUGUCUCAUCUCCAUUUCUUCACCCCUUCUCUGCCAGUGUUGCAACCUGGACACCCUCAGGGAACAGGAAACUUGACCAGUGCUUGGGCAGCUGAACAGUGAAUUUCAAUGUCAGCAGGAGAUCAGAAGAAUGGUGGUGACAAACCAGGAGACACAGUGCCGGUGGCUGAGGUAUGGGCAGAGGUGGAGAGGGCCGAGUGCUUAGCCCGUGGCGCUGCCUUGAAGUGGGCCUCAGGUGUUUUCUGUCGGCCUGAACAUCUGGAGCGACUGAGCCAGUAUAAGAAGAGAGAGAGUCAGAGGACUGCUUCCAUACACACCAGGCUCAAGUCCAUGGUCCAGUCGUACCUGGAGGGGGUAGGCUGGGGUUUGGAGCAGCUCCAGGAGGCCGGGGCGGAGCUGAGGGAGGUGUCACAUACUUUGAAGAAAGCAGGACUGGAAUCCAAUCAAAACGCCAAUGGGGUGAAGCCUCUGGAGAGGCUUAGAGAAGUGUCAGUCAACCACAGUCAGCUCCUCGCUGCUGUCAGCAACUUGCCACGUCUGUACUCAGUGCAUAGUCUGGUGUUAGAGACUGAGCGUCUGGUGGAGUCCCGGCGCCUCCUGGAGGCCCACGCCCGGUUGAUGGAUCUGGAGCACUGGCAGGACGACAUCCUCUGGCAGCUCCACGGAGCUGCUGGGAUGGCAGGAAGUGCAAUCAGCAAUGAAGACAAAGAGCUUGUGGCCAAAUAUUUCUGUGGUGUUGGGCGGCUUGUAGAUGCCUUGGGUAAGGAGCUCUGGGCAGUGGUGAGCAGUGCUCUGGCUCUGGCCCGACAAAACCCAACACCAUUUGUAUCGGCAGUGAGGAUAGUGGAGCGGGAGGAAGCCCUGGACCAAGCUCUGCUGGAGGACAGAGGGGGCACCAGGAGCAACAGCAGACCCCUGCCCCCUGGACGACCUCGCUGCUGGAGAGCAUGCCUCUUCCAGGUACUAGAGGAGGCGGUAUCUGCGCGGUUCCGUAGCGUGUCCUACCUGCACACGCGUGGCCCAGGUCUGGCAGGACACCUCGCUGCUCUCCAGCACGCUACCAUGGCUGACCUUGCCACUGUACGCCACCUGCUGGAGCACUGUGUGCCACCCCACUACCGUCUCACAGGAGCAUACCUGAGGGCCAGCCAUCGCUGUUUACAUGCUCACCUGGCCCAGGUUAGCAGCUGGGACCUGGAGAGUGGUGAAAUCUUUGCCGUGCUUAACUGGGUGCUACACAUCUAUAACAGCCCAGACAUGAUGGGUCAUCCAGAGCUGGUGACUGAGAUGGAGAAAGAAGAGCUGGGACCUCUCAUCUCCAUCGAGGGCCUGGAGCGGCUGCAGGGCAAAUAUGUGCACAGUGUUCGGAAGAGUGUGUCAGAGUGGAUGCACAAAGCUCUACAGGUGGAGCUGCAAGACUGGCAGAGAGACCAGGAGCCAGAUACAGACCAUGAAGGUUUCUACCAAACCAGCCUGCCUACCAUCAUCACACAGAUGCUGGAGGAGAACGCCCGGGUGGCUCUCAUGAUCGGAGAAUCCCUUCGAGAUCAGACAAUACAGAUGGGACUGUAUGAGAUGGAGAAUCUUUUGAACAGGUUUCGGGAAGCUCUGGUGGAAUUCGGGAAAGAACAUCGAAGGGCUCAGAGCAACGACAAAAACAAGUUCUACCUCCACUACUUGCUGGCUUCUAUCAGCAACUGCAUCAUUCUCAAAAGGUCCACAGAGAGCCUGCAGCAGCAGCAGUCAUCACGCUCAGCGGGUCAGUUUUCUCGGACCCCUCCCAACCCGCUGGCAGCUCUGGACCGGUCGGUGAGACGAGCAUGUCGCCUGGUGAUUGAUCAGCUCCUUUUGGACCUCCAGCCUCUCCUUCCAGGCUUGCUGACCCGACCCUGGCUGGUCCAGGGAGACCCCACCCCCAAACUCUGCCAUGUCCUGGAACAUCACCUGGAGCUGUACGGCCGCGUUCGGCCGCCCUGCCGACAGCGUCUGCAGGAGGAGGCCCAGUGGCUGAUGGUGGUGGAGUACGUCAGGGCUCUGAUGCAGAAGAGGCUGGUGUGUCGCAACUCAGACGAGCGGAGGCAACUUGCUCAGCAGAUGGUUCAGGAUGACCAGCUGUUCAGAGAAAUCCUCCACAGCCUGGAGGGCGAUGGGUCAGCACCUGAUGUGAACCCUUUAGCCUUACUACCCGUCCUUGCUGACUUCAUCCGACUCAAAGACACCGCCAUGCUCACUCUGGAAGUGUCAGGACUCGCAGCCAAAUAUCCUGACAUCAGUGAAGAACAUGUGUCUGUACUGCUGGACAUCCGCGGGGAUGUGUCCAGGGACAUCAGAUGGGCUGUAUUGGACUUGCUGGAGCAGAGCGCCCCCCCUUUGCCGGCAGGAUAUCGGCCCAUCUUCACUGACAUCCUGGUGCCUCCCACGACCAUGGCCUUCUGUCUGCCCACUGCCAAGUGUGCAUGACUACAAUUGAAACUUUGGCCCGUACUCCAUAUUUCUCAUUCUAAUCAGGGUGGACCUGAUUCUCUGAUGGAUCAUCAAAAACCAGGUCCCCUUAGUUAGUUGAUAUACUAAAAAUGCAGAGGAGAAAAAUGCUGAUGAAUCUGUUCCUGCUAUAACUCAUGCUAUGUUGAUGGAUGGACAACUUGUAUUCAACCUAUAUUCUCAUUAUAGGUUGAAUACAACCUAUAAUGAGAAAAGGUUGUAUUCCCCCCCCCACAGCGUUUGAUAGGGAUUCAUAUUCUUCGAGCUGGUCUUUGCUGGUCUCAUCAGUACAUAUAUGUGAUGCAUCAUUUUAUCUCAUUUUUAGCCUCAGGGUCAUGCUAUAUGUAUUCAGAUAGAGGGGCGUAAACAAUUUAAUCAGAAUGAAACAUUGUGCUAAUUUCUGGUAUCAUUUCACAGCAUCAUGUACAUAUGGAGAGGAAUGAAGCUCUUAAAGCGCACGGAUGCUUUUUGGGGAAGAAAUUACGUUACAACAUACAGUAUUUAGUGAGGACUCUGGAUCUGUCAACCAUCCUACCUGAGGAACAUAUGCUGCUGAUUCAUUGCCUAUAAUUAUCAAUGUAAAAUAUAUAAAUAUGUUUUCUUUAAUCUCUUUCUUUCUGUACUUUUAUUUUCUCCAAAUUUACCAUGUACCAUGUUGUUUUUAUUGGAUUUUUGAAAUCAUAUUUUUUUUAAGUAUUUAUUGUAUUUAUGUGAAGUGUUUCCAUAGUGGUAUUUCGAAGGAUAUUUAGCUUUUGUGGUUUAAUGUCACAUUGUAAAUUAUUUUUAACAAAUGUCUAAAUAAAUGUUGAAGUAAAGUCAA